This is a messenger RNA of Chanos chanos (milkfish), 712 nucleotides long. It is a transcript of the gene cox4i1l, whose product is annotated as cytochrome c oxidase subunit 4I1, like. The transcript is spliced from 5 exons. The coding region runs from base 76 to 597 and encodes 173 amino acids. The record is from RefSeq and is a predicted model, not a curated record. Gene Ontology annotation, biological process: mitochondrial electron transport, cytochrome c to oxygen. Lineage: Eukaryota; Metazoa; Chordata; Actinopteri; Gonorynchiformes; Chanidae. Gene Ontology annotation, cellular component: respiratory chain complex IV.
ACUGAUCCAUGCACCACCACUCAGCUAGCACGUAGGCAACCUGUUUACGACAAGAGCAGAGUCUGUCAUACAAAGAUGCUAAGUUCAAGGGCGCUCGUGCGGGGGCUGCAGUCCGGGUUGUGGAGAAGAGUGUCCACCACCAGCGGAAUGAAAGCAGCACACGCACAAGAUCUUGAUGUUAUUGACUGCAGUGUGCCACAGUACAACAACCGUCGUGACACACCCCUGCCCGAUGUGCCAUUUGUGCAAAACCUCAAUGCUGAGCAGAAGAAACUCAAGGAGAAGGAGAAGGGACCAUGGACCAACCUUACGAAAGAGGAAAAACUUGCAUUGUAUAGACUCUCCCAUGAGCUGAGCUACGCUGAGAUGAAAAAGGGAUCGGACGAGUGGAAAACUGUGAUAGGAGGCGUCUUCUUUUUCCUGGGCUUCACCGGACUGUUGGUCUGGUGGCAGCGUGCGUAUGUGUUUGGUGAUGUGCCACGCACUUUGUCGCCUGAAUGGAUAGAGAUGCAGACCAAGAGAAUGCUUGACAUGAGGGUGAACCCUGUUGGUGGAUUCUCUGCCAAGUGGGACUAUGAAAAGAAUCAGUGGAAAUAAAGUUGUACUGUCAAUAAAUUGUUGAGGCACUGAAUGUAUACACACUGUAAACUGAAUCAAGCUCAAGAGCCUUAAAAUACGUCCAUAAUGUACUCAAAUAAAGAUACUGAACUUA